Apis cerana (Asiatic honeybee) is the source of this 3027-nucleotide messenger RNA. Its product is annotated as sialin-like. Gene Ontology annotation, cellular component: membrane. Gene Ontology annotation, biological process: monoatomic anion transport; transmembrane transport. Gene Ontology annotation, molecular function: transmembrane transporter activity. The record is from RefSeq and is a predicted model, not a curated record. Lineage: Eukaryota; Metazoa; Arthropoda; Insecta; Hymenoptera; Apidae.
UUCAAAUUUGAAUCGUAGUAGAUGAUGGAUUAUUAUUUACGACGUCAAAGAUAAAUGGAUCAAAAGUGACCCUGUACAAUUGAAUACGAUAAAAUGGAUAUACUUGAAAAAUGAAACGAAAUAUUUCCAUUAAGUGUCCUAUUUCAGAUUAAUCAUUAAUCGUAUUUUCAUUCUCCUAAAAACAUUAUUAUCCCUAAAUUAUCUCGAUACUUAUUUAUUCCUAUUAUGUAUUUUUGUAACCUCAAAAUCUUAGAAAUUUACAUAUCAAUUUUGAUCGAUAAACGUUCAUUAAUAAAACAGAAGAUGAUUAUCAGUAAACAACAGUUUGCAAAGUCUUAGGAUAUCUUACAGUUUCAACACAAAGAACGCUCUGCUGAUCUGCAUAUUGGGGAACGCGAUUCUUACAAUGUUGGUGCCAGUAGUGGCGCCCGUGUUGUGGGUACUUUACUUUACGAGAUUCGUCAUGGGUGUGGUGAGCGCGCCGAAUCUUCCUAUCGUUGCCAUCCUGGUUGGAAAAUGGAUCGUUUACGAGGAGAAGAGUUUAUGGUUCGGUAUUAUUUAUUCCGGCCUAUCGAUCGGCACCGUCAUCUCUAUAUUGACGUCAGGAAUGAUACUGCACGCCCUCGGAUGGGAGGCGAUCUUUUACAUCCACGGUUUCCUUCCGUUGAUCUGGUGCGCUGUAUUCUUCUUGUUCUUCGACGAUAACCCGGAAACGCAAAAGUACAUAACAGAGGAGGAGAGACAUUAUAUUGUGACCUCGUACGGGCACCGUGGCAUUGAAUCGAGGAAGAUGAAAGUACCAUGGAAAUCCAUUUUCACGUCGGUCCCGUUUAUAGCCCUACUUUUGACCAAUACAUUCGGUACCUAUGUUUGGUACUUCCUGCUUACGCUGUUACCUUUGUACAUGAACAAGAUUCUGAGAUUUGAUAUUCAAUCCAACGCAGUUCUAAGUUGCUUGCCGUACCUCUUAAGCGCAAUAGUGAAUCCGAUUUAUGGAGAAAUAUUGGAUUGGGGCAGACUGAGGAAUUAUUGGGAUCAGACAAUGGCGCGAAAGAUCGCAAUGUUCACAAGCAAGUUCUCUCUCUCUCUAUCAGAUGUAACAUACUCUCUUCUACUUUCUUCAUUCUAUUGUUGCGUCCCACCGUGUAUUUUUCUCCUUAUUAUCGCUUAUAUCGGUUGCUAUCGGACAAUAGUUGUCGUUUUGUUGAUGCUGAGCGUAAUGUUUGCCGGUACAAGUUUCGUCGGAUUUCUUUGCAACCACAACGAUUUGGCGCCAAAUUAUGCGGGAAUCUUGAUGGGUAUAACGAAUACGCCAGGAACACUUCCAGCCUUUAUUUUGCCCGCCAUAGUGGGCGCACUUACGGAAGACGGGGUAAGAGAUGAAACCGGAAGUGUGCGAGAACCGGAAAAUAUCGGGCCAGAUCGAAUGGGAUACGUGAGAUAUAUAUUUGCAUUCAUGAUCUGCAUCGCGAACAUGAUCAUCUACGGGCUGAAAGUUAACAUAACCGUAGCUGUCGUAGGCAUGGUUAAAUAUAAAGAUGAUAAAAACGACGCUUCGGAGGAAUGUGAAUUUGAAGCUAUAGCCCGAAUUAUCGAUAUACAAGGUCCGUUCAAAUGGACUUCGACGCAACAAAGUUUUGUUAUUAGUUCCUAUUUCAUCGGUUAUUUAAUAGGCAUGUUUCCAUGCGGAUAUUUCGCAGAUCGUUUCAACACGAAGACCGUUCUGCUGAUCUGCGUAUUGGGGAACGCGAUUCUUACACUGAUAGUGCCAUUAGUGGCGCCCACGUUGUGGAUAUUUUACAUUGUGAGAUUCGUCAUGGGUGUGGUGAGCGCGCCGAAUCUUCCUAUCGUUGCCAUCCUGGUUGGGAAAUGGAUCGUUUACGAGGAGAAGAGUUUAUGGUUCGGUAUUAUUUAUUCCGGCAUAUCGAUCGGCACCGUCAUCUCUAUAUUGACGUCAGGAAUGAUACUGCACGCCUUCGGAUGGAAGCAGAUAUUUUACAUCCACGGUUUUCUUCCGUUAAUCUGGUGCCUUGUAUUCUACAUGUUCUUCGGCGAUAACCCGGAAACUCAAGUGUACAUAUCGAAGGAGGAGAGAGAAUACAUCACGAGCUCGUACGGGCACCGCGGCCUUCAAUCGGUGAAUAUGAAGGUGCCGUGGAAAGCCAUUUUCACGUCGGUCCCGUUUAUUGCCCUCAUCUUCACCAAUUUAUUCGGAAAUUUUGCCUGGUACUUCCUGCUCACGCAGCUACCCUUGUAUAUGAACAAGAUUCUGAGAUUCGACAUUCAAUCUAACGCAGUUCUAAGUUGCUUGCCGUACCUCUUAAGCGCAAUAGUGAAUCCGAUUUUGGGAGAAAUAUUGGAUUGGGGCAGACUGAGGAAUUAUUGGGAUCAGACAAUGGCGCGAAAGAUCGUAACGUUUUUAAGUUGCGUCCCACCCUGUAUUUUUCUCCUUAUUAUCGCUUAUAUCGGUUGCUAUCGGACAGUAGCCGUCGUACUGUUGAUAUUGAGCAUGACGUUCACCGGUACAAGUUUCGUCGGAUUUCUUUGCAACCACAACGAUUUGGCGCCAAAUUAUGCGGGAAUCUUGAUGGGUAUAACGAAUACGCCAGGAACACUUCCAGCCUUUAUUUUCCCUGCUGUAGUGAGCCUAUUUACGCAUGACGGGCAUACCGUGGCACGAUGGAGAUACGCAUUUUGGCUGGCUGUUAUUGGACAGAUGAUUGCGUUCGUUGUGUUCACGAUCUUUGGAUCGGCAGAGAUUCAAGAAUGGAAUUAUAACGAAGAAAAUGAAGAAAAUUAGCAAACCGAUUUCUAAUAUUAUAUUUCUGCAUAUUUAUGUUUCAUAGUGAAAAAUGUAUUUUUACUAAUGAUAUUGUUAUAGAUUUUUCUUUCUUCGGAUACGAUAAUAAUUUUUAAUUAUUUUUAAGUAGUAAUAUUUAAUAGUAAUAAUAUUUGUAAUUUUAUCGUAUCCAGUGGAAAAGAUUGACGAAUCUGCAAAGAGUAAUGGAAUGAUUGCUGGACUUUCCA